Messenger RNA from Malus domestica (apple), 2403 nucleotides. RefSeq names its product ankyrin repeat-containing protein NPR4-like. NCBI's taxonomy places the organism in Eukaryota, Viridiplantae, Streptophyta, Magnoliopsida, Rosales, Rosaceae. Gene Ontology annotation, cellular component: membrane. The record is from RefSeq and is a predicted model, not a curated record.
UUUUUAACUGAACCCAGUACAUGAUUCAUGCAAAUAUGGUGGAAAAAAGUGAAUUUGGAUUACUACCUGCCACUCUACUGUGCUGCGUCCAGUGGCAAUUGGGAAGAGGCUAGCAAGUUUCUGGAAAAUGAUCCUCAUGCUGCAAAAGCUAGGAUCUCGAAUUUAUCAAUGACUGCACUCCAUGUUGCUGCAAGCGAAGGGCACUCCGAAUUCGUGGAGAAAUUAGUGAAACGCGUUCCUAGGGAUGUCCUCGAAAUGCAGGAUGAAAUGGGAUUCACACCACUUCACUAUGCUGCAUAGGUGGAAGCCUGAGGUCUGCCAAGGCUUUGUUGAUGGAAAAUCUAAAGUUGGCACAAUGUGUAGAUGCCGAAGGAAGAACUCCGCUGCUCCUAGCUGCCACCUUGGCUUCUGAGAAUAAGGAGUUGGUGUGGUACUUUUUGUUGGUAACUACAAAUGAGGAGCCUGGUCAUCCUUUUACUGGCCACUGGGCUGCUAACCUAGUCAAUAUGCUUAUUGCCUCAGGUUUCCAUGAAAUUUCACUGUAUGUGCUUAAUAAAUAUCCUGAGUUGGCCAUUGCUAAAGAUAAAGAAGAUUGUACUGCUUUGUAUGUUUUGGCAAGGAAUCAAUCAAACUUCCUUAGUGGCAGCAGGCUUGGAUUUUGGGAAAGCUGCAUUUACUCAUUUCUCCCUGUUGAAGUGGACUCUAUACCACCACACUCAGUGAGAACCUAUGUGGCUCGCCAUGGAAGUGUCCAAAACCUUCAGACAAUGGCAACACCAGAACAGUAUGGAGUUCUUCAUGGGUUAAGAAGAGUACUUUUUGGAGCUAUUAAACGAAUAGCACCAGCUAGUUUCACGCAACUCCAUGAUGCAAAACUUAGACAUCACUGUGCAGUUGAACUAGUAAAACGUAUUUGCUCACAACUUUCACAGAGGCAUACUUCUUGGCGGUUCAAUUAUCUUUUGAAUUCAGAUAUCAUGCAGAUAGCCACUGUAAAUGGCAUAGUUGAAAUUAUAAGUAUGCUCGUAGAAUCUUUUCCAGAUCUAAUAUGGGUUCGCCUCCUCAACAACCAAUAUUUGUUACUCAACUUCGCUAUUGAACUUCGACAUGAACAUCUUUUUCGUACUGUGUAUGAUAAGACUGCACGAAGUAAAUUAAUGGCUGCUACACUACUUGAAUCGGGGGGUUCCAUCUUGCAUCUGGCAGCAAAGUUGGCUCCUCUUCCGCAACUCUCAUCUAUUUCCGGUGCAGCUCUACAAAUGCAGAGAGAACUGCAGUGGUUCAAGGAGGUGGAGAAACUAGUUCACCCCUAUUAUAAGGAGAGCCGGAACCAAAACGGAGAAUCUGCUAGAGAAUUAUUCACCAAGGAACACAAAUUAUUGGCUGAGAGCGGAGAGAAAUGGCUAAAGGAUACGUCAAAUUCUUGCAUGCUCGUAUCAACUCUCGUUGCCACAGUUGUGUUUGCUGCUGCUUUUACAGUACCUGGAUGUAACGACAACGAAGGAGCUCCAAUUUUCUUACAGAAGAAGUCAGCCAUAUUCUUGGUGUUUGUUGUUUCGGAUACAGUAGCUCUAUUUUCUUCUUUAACUUCCCUUUUGAUGUUUCUAUCAAUCCUAACUGCGCGUUAUGCUGAAGAAGAUUUCCUAGAGUCACUACCAAAGAGGUUGAUAAUAGGUUUGGGCACUCUCUUCUUUGCUAUAGCCGCGACGAUGGUGGCAUUUGGUCCAACACUUUCGAUUGUGCUCAGCAAGAGAUUCAACGGGGUUUCCGUCCCUAUCACCUUGCUGGCAAGUUUUCCGGUGACUCUUUUUGCUCUGCUGCAGCUUCCCUUGUUUAUCCAAAUGGUCCGAUCCACAUUUGGACAGAGUAUCUUUCGCCCUAAAAAACUUGGGUAAUCCGAAGGACAGAUGGAAGAAAAGAUGUGUGAACUUGUGUUUUGGCUGUGUUUUUAUGCGUACUGAUCAGUGAUGAAAGGCAGAUUCUGCAUUAGAUAAACCUAUAGCAUGCUGCAGAUGUUCUAUAUAAAACUUUAGGACUUUGUGUAAUUAUGUGUGGGACAUAUUAUUUGUGCUUCAGGACUUAAACCUCCUUAGGGCAUUGUUCGGAAUUUAUUUUGGAAAGGCUAAAUGUUGUAUAAACGAUUUUCCUUGGCCAUUGUACAUUGUUUGUGAGCCAUUGGCACCCUCCCAAUCACAAACCAAUUCUGAUCUUCUUGGAGGAGGCCGUCUGCGGCGGCAGCGAGCACUGCAACACUGCCGCUCGAUUUGGAGCUUCAGAGAAUCAGAGUGGCUUCUCAUAAGUUUUGUAAGAGCAUCUCCAAUGCAAGGGCUCAAAUCUUGUAUCUGACUCAAAUCCUAAAACUCAAAAUGAGUCCUAGUUUCUACGCAAGAAUGUGUUUUAUAA